UCAACGAGAGGCGUUUUAAAUAAAGCUUUGAAGAGGCGUUACUUGUCUUCUGUGAAGAAGGGCUACGAAAACACUAACAUUAGACAUUUAUCUGGCAACACUACUGUAUAUAACAAAGCAAAGCCAGAAUAUUUGUGUUUAGCUAACCUAGCUAGACUACAUUGUUACUAAUUUUCUACAAGAUCUUUACUGACGUCCAUCGAAGAAACAAUGGCUGAAAGCGACUGGGACACCGUGACUGUCUUGCGGAAGAAGGGUCCUACUGCAGCUCAGGCCAAAUCUAAGCAGGCUAUUACUGCAGCACAGAGAAGGGGAGAAGAGGUUGAAACUACAAAGAAAUGGGCAGCAGGGCAGAACAAGCAGCACCUGGUGACUAAAAACACGGCCAAGCUGGACCGCGAGACGGAGGAGCUGCACCAUGAGAGGGUGUCUCUGGAGGUGGGGAAGGUCAUUCAGCUGGGCCGUCAGAACAAGGGGCUGACGCAGAAAGACCUGGCCACCAAAAUCAAUGAGAAGCCCCAGAUCAUCGCUGACUAUGAGAGUGGGAAGGCCAUUCCCAACAACCAGGUUAUGGGGAAGAUUGAAAGAGCAAUUGGGCUGAAGCUGCGUGGGAAGGACAUUGGGCUACCCCUCGAAGCGAAGCCUAAGAAGAAAUGAGGACAAAGCCUCGAAAUCAGCCCCCCUUCCCUCUCCCACCCGUUCCCUGCCCCCAUGCACCCCUCGCUAACCCCCACCUCCGCACCUCCCCUCCCACCCUUACCUGGGCUGAUCUCACCUGGCACCUGCUGAAGAGCCGGGUGUUCCGUAUUAUCGCUACGCUGAAGAAUGAGAAGCUUGUCAGACACAAUUUCACACAGCAAUGAAUGAAAACGGCAAAACGCAAACCGCAAACCCGAUCCCAAAGUGCUGCAAUUUAUUACCUUUUUUUUAGGGGGGAAAAAUGUUUGGUUUGGCAUGAUUUUUUUUUUUGGAUGUUGAAAGUGCUGGAUUUUAUCCCCGUUGAUGGGAAUUUUUUUUUUUCUUUAUAGAGAAUGCAUCAUCCAUUUUAGCCAUGCUUAAUUGCAACGUUUUUGCCCCUUUUGCAUUUUUGGGGUUAGAAUUUAAUGUAGGCUUGACAUGCCUUCAAGCUGUUCCUAUAUUUUGGACUUUAAAUAAAGAUUGAACCC
Molecule: messenger RNA, 1166 nt
Organism: Megalops cyprinoides (Indo-Pacific tarpon)
Lineage: Eukaryota; Metazoa; Chordata; Actinopteri; Elopiformes; Megalopidae
Product: endothelial differentiation-related factor 1
Exons: 5
Coding region: 211-657 (148 amino acids)
Cellular component (GO): nucleus
Molecular function (GO): DNA binding
Source: RefSeq, a predicted model, not a curated record